AUGCAAAACCAAAGCUCUGUAACUGAGUUCAUCCUUCUGGGGCUUUCACAGAAUCCCAACGUUCAGAAAAUAGUGUUCGUCGUAGUUUUGUUUGUUUAUACCUUUGGGGGCAACACACUAAUUGUAGUAACCAUUCUCAGCAACCCUGCACUACUGGGAUUCCCCAUGUACUUCUUGGCUUUCCUAUCCCUCCUAGAUGAAUGCUUCUCCCCUGUCAUGACCCCAAAGAUGACUGUGGACUUCCUCUAUGAGAGGAAAGUCAUAUCCUUUGAAGGCUGCAUGUUGCAGUUUUUUGCUGAACACUUCUUCGCUGGGGCAGAGGCGAUAGUCCUCACAGCCAUGGCCUAUGAUCAGUGUGUGGCCAUUUGCAAGCCUUUGCAUUACUCUUCCAUCAUGAAUGGGAAGCUCUGUGGCAUUCUGAUGGGAGUAGCGUGGACAGGGGGCUUCUCGCAUUCCAUGAUACAAAUUUUCUUUACUUUCCAGUUGCCCUUUUGUGGUCUCAAUGUCAUUGAUCACUUCAUGUGUGACUUGUGUCCAUUACUAGCACUUGCCUGCACUGACACUCACGCCUUUGGCCUCUUGGUGGUUGUCAACAGUGGGUUCUUCUGCAUCAUAAUCUUCUCCUUGUUGCUUGUCUCCUAUGCUGUCAUCUUGUUCUCUCUGAGAACUCAUAAUUCUGAAGGGCGGAGAAAAGCUCUGUCUACCUGUGGAUCUCACAUCGCUGUUGUGGUUUUGUUCUUUGUCCCGUGCAUAUAUGUAUACACACGACCUCCAUCUGCUUUAUUCUCUGACAAAAUGGUGGCAAUAAUUUACACCAUCCUGACUCCCUUGAUCAAUUUUCUGAUUUAUACUUUCAGGAAUAAGGAAGUGAAAAAUGCCACGAGGAAAGUAUGGAACAGAUUGGUGGUGGUUUCUGAUGGAAAACAAAGUAUUAAACUUCUUUUUUAA
Messenger RNA from Microcebus murinus (gray mouse lemur), 948 nucleotides. Lineage: Eukaryota; Metazoa; Chordata; Mammalia; Primates; Cheirogaleidae. The record is from RefSeq and is a predicted model, not a curated record.